UAGUGGAACUAUAACUCAACUUAGAGCAAGUUUCAUUAAUUGUCGUUGUAUUAAAAUGAAGUUUAUACUCUUUGCUGGUUUUGCUGCAACAUUUCUUUGCCUUUCUGUCACUGCAAUUGAUCAUCUGAGAGUAGUGAACGUCACAUCUUCAACAUGCAGCUUGUUUUGGCGAAAACCUACAAGUAAUGAGGGGAUGUACAAAUACGUUAUUGCUACUUACGACAAUGGCACUGAGUACAUUGUUGAGAGUUAUUAUUGUUCAUAUCAGGAAAUAGAGUUUACAGUGAUAGAUCUACACCCCGCAACAAUAUAUAACAUUUCAGUAGACAUUGUCUACGCAGGAGUCAAGCUUUCAACGGAAUGCCUUACUAAACCUGAAAUAGAAGUGGCUGUUCAACCAGUACGUCAACUGGAGUCGUUGGACAGCACGAAUACAACAUGCAGAAUCUCUUGGAAGAAACCUACGAAGGAUAACAAACCCACUAGAUACGUUAUAAGUGCCUAUGACUACCAGUCUAGUUAUACUAGUUAUCGGUACCUUUCCACCCUUUCUGAUAAUCAGUAUACGGUUGAGGACCUACUUCCUGGUACUGAAUACAAAAUUUCAGUUUACGUCGACUACAAAGACAACGAAGUCACUACUUCAUGCAUCACUAAACCUCAAUUAGGUAAACUUCAUCUAUUAGAUGUCACAAACAGUUCGUGCAGCGUUUUUUGGAAAAAGCCUGUAGAUAAUGACAACACUUUAAAAUACGUUAUAAGUUUUAUUGAAAAGGAGUCUGUCGAUCCUAAUAAUACACUGUAUAGUCGAUAUUUUAACUUUAUUCCGGAAUUGUUAUACACAUUCAUAAAUCUGCAACCUGCUACUAAGUACAACAUUUCCGUUUAUGAUAACUAUUCAAACAAGAAGAUGUCGACGGAAUGCCUCACUAAACCAGAUUUAGAUCAACUUAAGGUGUUAGAUGUCACGAAUACAACAUGCACACUUUAUUGGAAAAGACCUAUUGAUAGUGAUGAAAUCAUAAGAUAUUACAUAACUUCAGAGAAUGGUAAAAACUUUAUGUCAUAUAGAAUUUUCACAUCGUUUCCUGAAGUAACGUUUGUAUUUAAAAAGCUAGAACCUGACACAACAUAUGUUAUGUCAGUGUACAUUGCUAAAGUGAAAAAAACAUUAGCGUCAAAAUGUACUACAACGCCAGCAUUAGAUAAAUCUGAGAAGUCCUUGGAAAAAUAUGCGUACAAGACAUCAUAAAUACAACAUAUUUAGUUAAUUGUAAUACAUUAGAAAAG
Messenger RNA from Leptopilina heterotoma, 1290 nucleotides. RefSeq names its product tenascin-like. Bases 56 to 1252 code for a protein of 398 amino acids. The transcript is spliced from 7 exons. The record is from RefSeq and is a predicted model, not a curated record. NCBI's taxonomy places the organism in Eukaryota, Metazoa, Arthropoda, Insecta, Hymenoptera, Figitidae. Gene Ontology annotation, molecular function: protein binding.